Molecule: messenger RNA, 2148 nt
Organism: Drosophila sulfurigaster albostrigata
Lineage: Eukaryota; Metazoa; Arthropoda; Insecta; Diptera; Drosophilidae
Exons: 3
Coding region: 1-2148 (715 amino acids)
Molecular function (GO): zinc ion binding; nucleic acid binding
Source: RefSeq, a predicted model, not a curated record
AUGAGACAGCUAAUGGAGAUGAUGUCCCAGCUUAUGGGCGUUCAAAGACAGAAUACAUCGACAGUUCCCAGCCAGCAACCGCUAACAAUGAAUAGUGAAAUUCAAUCACCAGAUUCAAACAAUGUGUGCAGUCAAGGUCAGCAAGUAAUUAACACAGCGAGGCAAGCGUCAGUGAAAGAAAUAGCGAAUACCUUGCCAGAGUUCGACCCCAGUGACAAAAACGCCAUCACUGCCAAACAAUUCAUUGAUCGGGUCAACAAAGUAGUUGAUGCCUACAAUUGGGAUCAGAAAUGUUUGCUGCUCGCCAUCUACACUCGCCUUAAGGGUCCUGCCAAAAUGUGGCUCGACUCAUCAUCAGUGGUGCAUACCCGAUGGAGUAACUUUGCCGAAGCUUUAAACGACGAGUUUGGUAUCGAACCAGACGAAGCAGAGAUCCACUUCACUAUGGCCAAUGCAACGAGAAAGUCGAAUAAAACUGUUAAAGAAUAUUGUUUUCGUAUGUCAUCCCUUGGUGUUCGGUAUAAGCUUAGUGAAGCAGCGGUCAUCAGGUACGUCAGAGCCGGUCUACAGCAUCGAGAGUUGCAAAAUAGCAUUGCAGCGAUUCAGUUUUAUAGUAUGAAGCAGCUACGGAAUGCAACUGAAAACUUCUUCAUGAACCGAAGCCGUUUAAGCGAGAAUAAGAGGAGUAUGCCACCAAAAGAUUACAGCGACAAUCAAAAAGGCGAGGUCAAUGCUAAGUCAGCAAAGCAGAAGGAAGCUUUGAAAUGCUAUAAUUGCGGAGAGUCGGGACACUUUGCCAAUUCUUGUCCAAAGCCACCAACAAAAACAAGAUGUUCCAAGUGCAAUAAGUUUCAUGCACGGAAUGAGAAUUGUCAGUCUGCAACUGUAAUGCGCGUGGGCACCUUGCAACCAAACAUGCCCUUCCUAAAGAAUAUUGUUGUCAACUCGCACUGUUACGUCGCGUUCAUUGAUUCCGGAAGUGAGGCUAGUAUUGUGCGCAGGUCAGUAGCCAAAGAAAUUAAAGCCGUUCACAGCAAGUGUGCUAUGCAAAUCAGAGGCAUUUGUGGAGGUACAUGUAUGUCAACCGAAGCUAUACGGUUGGAAAUAGUCAUCGAUGGAAAAAGUGUUUCCGCCAAAGUGUACAUUGUCGAAGAUGAGAUACUCCCAGAAGAUUUUCUGUUGGGCCAAGACGUUAUCGCAGACAUCAUCAUCGAAAGUGGCAAAAUAGUUUCGCAAGCCCCAUACAGAGUGCCAGAACCAAAAAAAGAAAUAGUAAGCCAAAUGGUUAAUGAGCUUUUGGAGCACGACAUAAUCACGCAGUGUACGUCAGAGUAUGCUAGUCCAGUUGUCCUUAUCAAGAAGCCAAAUGGUAGUGACCGACUAUGUAUUGAUUAUCGGCGAUUGAACAAGCUUAUCCAAACGGAGAACUUUCCUAUGCCACACAUCGAGGAGAAGUUACAGGAAGCAAAACGUCAUAAAUGGUUUUCUUCACUGGACUUAAACACUGGUUAUUAUCAAGUGGAGAUAGCACCAAGCAGUCGUAAGUACACGGCAUUCAUCACCACAGACGGGUUGUACGAGUUCAAACGUUUACCGUUUGGAUUAAAGAAUGCUCCAGCCGUCUUUAAUAGGCUCAUGGCAGAAUUGCAAAAACGUGUACAAAAAGACGAUAUUAUAUACAACAUGGAUGACAUCCUUAUUGACAGCCAGACGUGCGAAGAAAUGUACGAGAAACUUGAAAGAAUUCUGCUUGUAUUGAGAGAAUGCGGAUUAACAUUAAAUUUGAACAAAUGCGAGUUGUUUAAAAAGUCUAUCAACUUCCUAGGUCACAAAAUACACGAAGAUGGAAUCAGUCCGGGCGAAAUUAAGACAAACGCUAUUGCCAUGUUCCCGUCGCCAAAGAAUAUCACUGAUCCGUUCAAAUGGGAAAAGUCGCAGCAAGAUGCCUUCGAUGAACUUAAGAAGUGUCCCACAACGAAGCCCGUGAUCACAUGCUACCGUCUAGAUGCCUACCACGAACUACACACAGAUGCCAGUGCAGUCGGUUUAGCUGGAGUAUUGCUGCAGAAAGAGGCUGACCAGAUGAAGCCAAUUGCGUACUAUAGUCGAGCAACUUCAAAAGCCGAGAAAAACUAUCACAGCUACUAG